Prunus avium (sweet cherry) is the source of this 1528-nucleotide messenger RNA. It is a transcript of the gene DFR, whose product is annotated as dihydroflavonol 4-reductase. The record is from RefSeq and is a predicted model, not a curated record. Gene Ontology annotation, molecular function: dihydroflavanol 4-reductase activity. Lineage: Eukaryota; Viridiplantae; Streptophyta; Magnoliopsida; Rosales; Rosaceae. Gene Ontology annotation, biological process: anthocyanin-containing compound biosynthetic process.
CAAAGCGAGAAAUGAAUCAACUACCACGCACGUGCACCAAACGUUAGGAAACCACGUGAUGACUCGGAAGCUGAGCUGAAACAGAAAAACCGGGUGUUGGGCUGCUAACUGUUAGCUGGAGUCGUACGAAACUCCAACUUGUGAGUCCCCCCAUUAGAAAGUAUUUAUAGGAUACAAGUUUGGGAAAGUUGAGCAUCGACUUUUGUUCCUUUUUGUCUAUAUAAUUUGAAUAAGCAAGCCAGCCAAGCACCACAUACUUGAUUUGAUUCAAAUAUGGGAUCACAGUCUGAAUCUGUUUGUGUGACGGGCGCUUCCGGUUUCAUCGGCUCAUGGCUCGUCAUGAGACUCUUAGAGCGCGGUUACACUGUUCGAGCCACCGUGCGAGACCCUGCGAAUCAGAAGAAGGUGAAGCAUCUGCUGGACUUGCCAAAGGCCGAGACGCACUUGACGCUGUGGAAGGCUGACCUGGCCGACGAGGGAAGCUUUGAUGAAGCCAUUCAAGGCUGCACCGGAGUGUUCCAUGUCGCCACUCCUAUGGAUUUUGAGUCCAAAGACCCCGAGAACGAAGUGAUCAAGCCAACAAUAAAUGGGGUGCUAGACAUCAUGAAGGCAUGCCUCAAGGCAAAGACAGUUCGAAGGCUGGUGUUUACAUCCUCUGCAGGAACCGUGAACGUCGAAGAGCACCAGAGGCCAUCCUACGACGAAACCAACUGGAGCGAUGUUGAAUUUUGCCGCUCUGUCAAAAUGACUGGUUGGAUGUACUUCGUCUCCAAGACUCUAGCUGAGCAAGCUGCAUGGAAGUUUGCCAAAGAAAACAACAUUGAUUUCAUUACCAUUAUCCCAACUCUUGUGAUUGGCCCAUUUCUCAUGUCAUCCAUGCCACCAAGCCUCAUCACCGGACUUUCCCCACUCACUGGAAAUACAUCUCAUUAUUCGAUUAUAAAGCGGGGGCAGUUCGUUCACUUGGACGACCUCUGCCUCUCUCACAUAUACUUGUACGAGCACCCUAAAGCAGAGGGCCGCUACAUUUGUUCUUCACAUGAUGCUACAAUUUACGACAUUGCAAAAUUGCUGAGAGAAAAAUACCCCGAGUACAAUAUUCCCACAAAGUUCGAUAACAUUGAGGAGAACUUGACCAAAGUCCAUUUUUCUUCAAAGAAGUUGACGGACCAAGGGUUUGAGUUCAAAUACAGCUUGGAGGACAUGUUCGUAGGGGCUGUUGAUACCUGCAGGGCAAAGGGUUUGAUCCCAAUUCCUGCUGAGAAACAUGAGGCUGACGACAACACCGUCGUCGAUGUCAAAGUCGCCGGUUAAGAAAAAAACAUUGAUCAAUAGUUGAGGUUUACAUUUUGUGUCAUGGAUUAGUGUCUGUUGGGUUCUUUUUUUGCCGGUGGUGUUUUUCUGGCUGGAGUUGAUCUCUGUUGUUAAAGGGCUUCAAAUAAAACUUUAUUGGGUUUGUGUAUGCAAAUGUGGCUAUGUAGAAAAGUUAAUCUGCAAUUAACUAUGAUCCAAUCUGGCUAUAUAUUAA